GGUAUAUGUGUUCACUGAGGCCGGUGAGCAGUCCUCCUUUUCCAAGAUGUCGGUGUACGGGCCAGUGGUGAAAAUUCACCCAGUUGUUCUCGCUUCUAUCUGCGACUCGUACGAGCGGAGAAAUGAGGGAGCGAGUCGUGUGAUCGGGACCUUGUUGGGUACAAUUGACAAGCACUCCAUUGAGGUGACCAACUGCUUCUCUGUGCCCCACAAUGAGUCUGAAGAUGAGGUUGCUGUGGACAUGGAGUUCGCCAAGAACAUGUAUGAGCUCCACAAGAGGGUGUCACCCACUGAGGUCAUCGUUGGAUGGUACGCCACAGGCUUUGACAUCACAGAACACUCAGUGCUCAUCCACGAGUACUACAGCCGUGAGGCCACCAACCCCAUUCACCUGACAAUGGACACAGCACUGCAGAGUGGCAAGAUGAACAUCCGUGCCUACGUCAGUGCGCAGAUGGGUGUGCCAGGAAAGACCGUUGGUGUGAUGUUCACCCCCCUGACUGUCAAGUAUGUCUACUAUGACACAGAGAGGAUAGGCGUUGACCUUCUGCAGAGGACACGUCUCCUUCCCAGUCGCACCAAGGGGCUAACCUCUGAUCUGUCCCAGGUGGCUGGCUCUGCUGCCAGGGUGCAGGAUAUGCUGACAACAGUGCUUGCAUACAUUGAUGAUGUGCUGUCUGGCAAAGUGACAGCAGAUAACAGCGUGGGCCGCUUUCUGAUGGACCUGGUUAAUAAGGUUCCCACCAUCUCAGCCGAGGACUUUGAAAACAUGCUCAAUUCCAACAUCAACGACCUGUUGAUGGUGACCUACCUGUCUAACCUCACCCAAGCACAGAUUGCUCUUAAUGAGAAGCUGGUCCUGCUCUGAGGGAAUUUCAUUGAAGUGAUUCAUAUUUAAUUUUUGUACACUUUUUUUUUUUUUUUUUUUUUGACUGAGAUGAAUAAAGAUGUUAAACAGUCA
Molecule: messenger RNA, 961 nt
Organism: Epinephelus moara (kelp grouper)
Lineage: Eukaryota; Metazoa; Chordata; Actinopteri; Perciformes; Serranidae
Gene: eif3f
Product: eukaryotic translation initiation factor 3, subunit F
Exons: 8
Coding region: 47-868 (273 amino acids)
Biological process (GO): translational initiation
Cellular component (GO): eukaryotic translation initiation factor 3 complex, eIF3m
Molecular function (GO): metallopeptidase activity; translation initiation factor activity; translation initiation factor binding
Source: RefSeq, a predicted model, not a curated record